AUGACAGGGAUUGAGUAUGCUUGCUACUCACUGCAACAGCUUCUUCAACACUGGUGGUCAGCAAAGACCAACAAUGCAGCCCACAAGAUUCUUCUACAGGCCACCCCUAUUUUCAUAUGCUGGAACUUAUGGAAGAACAGGUGCGCAUGCAAAUAUGGGGGUAAAACAACAAAUAUAAGCAGGGUGAAAUAUGCAAUUUACAAAGAUAGCCACAAGAGGUUGAGCAUAGCAUUUCCCCAUAUCAAUUGGCCAGCAAAAUGGACUGAUUUGAUCCAGAAAUGUGAAAGUUGUGUUCAAGACACGAAGGUAAGUUUGGUAGCUUGGAACAAACACUCUUAUCAGUUGAUCAAGGUUAAUAUUAAUGGAAGUGCACUUGCCAAUCCAGGUAGUCAUGGGGAUGGAGGUAUUUUGAGGGAUAAAAAUGGCCAACUGCUAAUGGCCUUCGCAGCAACUCUAUGUGAAGGAACUAACAAUAAAGCAGAGAUUGAGGCAGCUAUUUUUUGUCUGAGUUGGACAUUAGAGCUGGGUUACAGCAACAUUUUAUUGGAUCUUGAUUCACCACUCGUUGUAGAGUGGAUAAACCAACAACCAACCCCUCAAUGGAACCUCAUAAUUCAGCUAGGCAGGCUUCAAAAUUUGAUCAGGCAGACCCAAAACUUCAAAUGCACUCACGUUUAUAGAGAGAAAAACUGGGUUGCUGAUGCACUGUCCAAACACAACCAUCAAACAACCAAUCCUUAG
Solanum pennellii is the source of this 741-nucleotide messenger RNA. RefSeq lists its product as uncharacterized. The coding region runs from base 1 to 741 and encodes 246 amino acids. Lineage: Eukaryota; Viridiplantae; Streptophyta; Magnoliopsida; Solanales; Solanaceae. Gene Ontology annotation, molecular function: RNA-DNA hybrid ribonuclease activity; nucleic acid binding. The transcript has a single exon. The record is from RefSeq and is a predicted model, not a curated record.